Molecule: messenger RNA, 939 nt
Organism: Penicillium verhagenii
Lineage: Eukaryota; Fungi; Ascomycota; Eurotiomycetes; Eurotiales; Aspergillaceae
Product: SDR family oxidoreductase
Exons: 4
Source: RefSeq, a predicted model, not a curated record
GGCCAGAGAAGCGGGCAAUGCGGGGAAACCACGGAAUUCACGCCGACUCUAUUAACAGCCGAGCCUCCCCCUCACCUGGGCACCUCUGCAGGACACUUUUAUUUCAAGUCACAUCCAGGUUCCCAAGCAUCACUCUACUCAUCCCAAUACCUCGAAAAUAAAUCCCACAAAAUGACCACCCAAGGCUCAAGACUCCAAGGCAAAGUUGCCAUCGUGACUGGAGGUGGCUCUGGAUUCGGAGCCGCAAUUGCCCGUCGCUUCGGCGAAGAAGGCGCAAAGGUCAUCGUCGCUGAUAUCAACACCGAAGGAGGAGAAAAAGUAGCCGCGUUGAACCCCGCAAACCUGAUCUUCCAACACGUGGAUGUGACACAAGCCGAGAGCUGGACCGCUGUCGUUGAGCUUGCAUUCUCCAAGUUCGGGCGAUUGGACGUGCUGGUGAAUAACGCGGGGACUACGUACCGGAACAAGCCCACGACUGAAGUCACUGAAGACGAAUGGGAACGCGUUUUCAAGGUCAAUGUCAAGAGCAUCUAUCUGGCCGGAACGAUCGCCAUCCCCCGUUUAAUUGAGCAAGGACAGGGAGGCUCGGUGAUCAAUAUCUCGUCUACUGGUGCGAGUCGGCCGCGACCGGGGUUGGUGUGGUAUAAUGCCUCUAAGGGGGCUGUUACGAAUGCUACUAAGGGUCUUGCAGCGGAGUUUGGUCCGCACAAUAUUCGAGUGAACAGUGUUGCGCCAUUACUUUCUGGGACUGGCCUUUUCUCUAUGUUUACUGGUAUGGAAGAUACUCCUGAGAACAGGGAGAAGUUUAUUGGAAAUGUGCCCCUGGGUCGUCUUACUGAGGCAGAUGACAUUGCCAAUAUGUGUUUGUACCUUGCUAGCGAUGAGGGUCGCUUUAUCAAUGGUACAGAGAUGGUUGUUGAUGGUGGAAAGUGUAUUUGA